AUGAAGAUUAUCUCUAUUUCUCCCGCCUUUUUUUUUCUUGUUCUUAGUCCUCCCCUCUCUCUCUCUCUCUCUCUCUCUCUCUCUUUAUACAGUAUUUAUUCAUGUCGUCUCUUGUGUACUUCAAGUCACAUUAUGGCCAAUUUAUUCAAGGGUAAGAAGCUUUUCAGCGGUGACAAGCAGGUCGAUUCAUCCGAGCUGCAAAAUAAGAUUGUUGGCAUUUAUUUCACCGCCUGCUGGUGUCCCCCUUGCCGUCAGUUCACUCCAAUACUGAAAGAAUAUUACGAAGCAUGGAAUGGAGAACCUUUUGAAAUCGUCUUCCUCAGCUUUGACCGUACCAGUGAAGAUUGUGACCUUUAUUAUAAAAACAAUCAUGGUCCAUGGCUCAGGAUGGAACACAAUGAUCCAUUCGUUGAAGAACUGAAAAACAAAUACAAUGUGACCGGUAUUCCCAAGCUGGUUAUAAUCAACCGCAAAGAAGAGGUUAUUUCUCUGAACGGACGUGAAGAUGUCCAGGAUAAGAAACUUGAUGCCAUGAAGUAUUGGAAGGAUGCGAAAUGUUCUUAA
Messenger RNA from Acanthosepion pharaonis, 564 nucleotides. NCBI's taxonomy places the organism in Eukaryota, Metazoa, Mollusca, Cephalopoda, Sepiida, Sepiidae. The record is from the annotation of a GenBank genome assembly.